Molecule: messenger RNA, 1682 nt
Organism: Durio zibethinus
Lineage: Eukaryota; Viridiplantae; Streptophyta; Magnoliopsida; Malvales; Malvaceae
Product: nudix hydrolase 10-like
Molecular function (GO): NADH pyrophosphatase activity; NAD binding; ADP-ribose diphosphatase activity
Source: RefSeq, a predicted model, not a curated record
CAAUGAUCUUUUUCGUUUAUUUGUUAGUUCGAAAUCAAGUUUCAUCUUGAAAUCCGUAUAAAUAAGUUUUAUCAACACAAUUUUUUCGUACUCUUAUCACCCCUUCCGAACAUAAAUAUCUAGUCUUUUAUUGGUUAGCCAAACAGAGUCUUAUCCUAGCUCAGUAGUUCGUCAAACAGAGUGUUUUUCAUUUUCACUACUUCAAAUUUGGAGCCAAACGGAGUUUUCACAUUAUCUUCAUCCUUUAUCUUUUUUUUUUUUUCCUUUUUUUUAUUGAAUUGAUUUAAAUAUGUAGUUUUAUUGGUUAGCCAAACAGAGUCUUAUCCUAGCUCAGUAGUCGUGCUUGAACUGCUUUUAUUAUUUUAUAUUUUGCUUAUUUUUGUGCGCGUGCAUGCGCACCGAUCGUGAUGCGCGUGCACUGGAUCAUGUAUGUGCUUACAUAAGCAUGAUGUAUGAAAGUAUAUAUAUGUAUUGAAUGGAUGUUAAAUGUAUAUAUCAUGUAUUUGUGCAAUCACUUACGUAUGUGUCAUGAUGUCGAUUUCAGAGGGCUUAUCCGAUGUAGUUGGAAGCCAGGUGUGCAGCAAUGGAGUUUGGCAUGCUGAAUUGCUUCCAUCUAUCAAUGAUGAACAUGGAGGAGUCAUCGUGGAAAUGAAGGAGCAUGUGGACUCUGACACCUUUGUUACUUUGCUCAGAGCUUCCAUAUUGCAUUGGAGGCAACAGGGUAAAAAGGGAGUCUGGAUAAAAUUGCCUAUUGGGCUUGUACAUCUAGUUGAAACUGCAGUGAAGGAGGGGUUUAGAUACCACCAUGCUGAACCAAGUUACCUCAUGCUCGUUUUUUGGAUUCCUGAGACACCUAACACUAUCCCUGCAAAUGCAACACACCGAGUAGGCAUUGGAGCUAUUAUCUUGAAUCAUAAAAGAGAGGUGCUUGUAGUUCAGGAAAAGAGUGGUCCUUUUCGAGGAACGGGCAUAUGGAAAGUUCCUACUGGGGUUGUUGAAGAGGGCGAGGAUAUUUUCAUGGCAGCUAUAAGAGAAGUAAAAGAAGAGACAGGAAUUGACACAGAAUUUGUGGAGGUCCUAGGAUUCAGGCAAUCACACAGGACAUUCUUCGAGAAGUCAGAUCUAUUUUUCAUAUGCAUGUUGCGUCCACUAUCCUUUGACAUUCAGGAGCAAGAGUUGGAAAUUGAGGCAGCCCAGUGGAUGCCUUAUGAAGAAUAUGCAGCUCAACCUUUCGCCCAGAAGCAUGAGCUUUUCUUACACAUUAAUGAAUUAUGCUUAGCAAAGGUAGACAGAAGCUAUGCUGGGUUUUCUCCGCAGCCUACAAUAUCAAUUUUCAGUGACCAACCAUCUUCCCUUUAUUUUAACAAGCGGGAUCUGGACAAGUCAAGACUACAGAUCAUAUGUCUGAAUGCGGACAAUGAAUGGGAACAGCAUCUGAAUAUGCCCAAUUUAGACAUAGCUUUGCUACAAGAAAUAAUUAUACGAGGUAAUUUUAGCAUCUUUUCCCUUUGGGAUCAAAUUUGCUUACAUUUGGAUUGUUGCAAAAAUUUAUGUAUUACUAUAGUCAAUAUAUGUUGACAUGAAUAACACAAUAGUGUUUUGUAUUACAUUUUUUAGAUGUGCCUACCUUUGAUGGUCUUUUUAAAUAAUUUAUGCUGAAAAUCAUCGUCUAAUAACUAAUA